Pleuronectes platessa (European plaice) is the source of this 3187-nucleotide messenger RNA. RefSeq lists its product as uncharacterized. The transcript has 4 exons. Gene Ontology annotation, molecular function: G protein-coupled receptor activity. Bases 259 to 1791 code for a protein of 510 amino acids. Gene Ontology annotation, biological process: G protein-coupled receptor signaling pathway. The record is from RefSeq and is a predicted model, not a curated record. Gene Ontology annotation, cellular component: membrane. NCBI's taxonomy places the organism in Eukaryota, Metazoa, Chordata, Actinopteri, Pleuronectiformes, Pleuronectidae.
AGUGUGCCUACUUAGACAGUUUCUUUGGGCUGGAUAACGAUACAAGUGGGAAUUGUCUUUCUCAUGUUUCAGCCAAGUUGAUUCAAAAUGAGUUGUACAACAUCAUCGUCUGAUCAGACAGCACUUGACCAUUCCUCUCAGUGUUGGCUGUGAUCGAGCGUCAUAGGAAAGCCAUCAGUGAGCUUCGGUUCAGUGGAACCUGGGACACACACACCUCUCCCCUGCAGGUUCCUCCGUCCUGCCCCCACCUGAGCCGUCAUGGAUCUAAUUGAGGAGGGAAACGUGAGCUGUGGAGUUAAAAACUGUAGCACGCCAGGCUUCCUGAGAAACUGCUCCAACCAAGAACGCGAGGAGGAGGAAACAAUGGCGGGAUGGAUCUUCCUUGUGUCGUUGACUGUGAUUCUGGUUCCACUGAUAAUCUUCGGGCUUGUUGGAAACACACUGACUCUUCUGGUGGUUUGGCUCCGCCCCAACAUGAGAAGCUCCGCCCACCUCUACCUGAGCAGCAUGGCUGUUAGUGACCUGCUGAUCCUCCUGCUGCUGGCUCUCGAUCUAUUGAAGAUCUGGACAGGCUGGAAGUUAGGAGUCAUCGUGUGUAAGCUGAGCACGUUCCUGACAGAGGGCUGCGCCUUCUGCACUAUCCUCAACAUCGCAUUUUUCUCCCUGGAGAGGUACCUGGUUGUCUGCUGGCCAAUCACCUCAAAGACGCUGGUGACACGUCGCAGAACCAGGGCUCUGAUUGGCUGCCUCUGGCUGGGAGCGGCUCUCAGUGCAGCACCAUUUUUGUUCAUGAUGGAAUUGGAUGAUAUGAGAGUGUGCAGAGUAUCACCAUCCUCAUUCUCCUCAGGCCUCGUAUUGGCCAUGAUAAUUCUCUAUUACCUGUAUGUCCUGGUACCCCUGUGCAUCCUGGGACUGGUCUACAUGCUGAUUGGACGGACUCUGAGGCUCCGUACACAAAGCAGCCGUAAAGACAAGAGUCACCAACACACAAUCAAGAUGCUGGGAGUGAUCUUCUUGGCCUUCGUCCUCUGCUGGCUGCCCUACAUCGUCGGUCUGACCAUGACCUAUGUUUCUCUGGGCACUGGUGCUGAAAGUCGGGGAACUAACACCGACACAAACACACACUCGGACAUGAACACUCCUCCUGAAAGCACAGGCAACAUGGCCUCUGUUACCGAACCUGUUAGCCUCUCAGACUGGGACCUGAAGACACAAGCUCACACAGACAGAGAUGAUGCACUCUGGGAAAACACAAACAACGAGAUCGACACACACAGUGAUGCAGACGCACACUUGGUGGACAAACAACCUGAAACGCUCACUGACCCAGGCACAGGUUCUGACGAUACGAAUGCACAUCAUGUUGUCUCACACGACAUCAGAGCUGGAGAGAGCACACACAACGUGGUUACUCGCACUGAAACAGACACACACUCGGAGAUACACAAUACUACACGUAACAAACAAAACACAACCAUAAAGUCACAGGAGAAGGUCACAUCACAGACAGCAGGCACACAUACAAAUGUUGUGACGCCCACUGACAAUACACACAAUAACACACACACUUACAGUACACACAAUUACACACUGACUGAAACAUUCUUUUAUUUUUACCUGGUCGCCUGGUUCCUCUCCCGUCUCAGUGCUGCCAUCAACCCUCUGGUGUACAACCUGAUGUCCGCCAGGUACAGACACGCUGUGCGUAGCCUCGUGCACACACACUGUCUCACACCGUCUCACCGGCUGAGCACAACACUCUCAUCAGAAUACUCCACAACCACUUUGUAAACAUAUAGGCACACGUAACAACAGCAGCAACACAAGGUAGCUGUGAUGAUCACUGGUGGUUCUGCAACGACCAUAUUAACAAACUGAAUUCAGCUGCUUGAACUAAGAUAUCAUGAGCUGUGACUGUAGGAGCAGCUAACACCCUGCUAACACACUGCUAAUACACAGCUAACACACUGUUCACACACUGCCAACACACAGCUAACACAAUGCUAACCCAGUUAACGCUUGGCUAAACCUGCUAACACAGCUAAUACAGACUUAACACACUGCUAACACAGCUAAUACACGGGCCACCAUGCUAACACCCACCGACCCAGUUAACACACAGCUAACCCUACUAACACAGCUAAUACACAGCCAACACACUGCAAACACAAUGCUUACCCAUUUAACACAUUGCUAACACACAGCUAAUACUGCUAACACAGAGCUAACCUUGCUAGCUUACACCUAACCCUGCUAACACACAGCUAACCCUGCUAACACAAAGGUAACCCUGCUAACACUGCUAACACACAGCUAACACUGCUAACACAGAGCUAACCUUGCUAAGACAUACCUAGCACUCUGCCAACACACAGUUAAACUGCACUCUUUGCUGUCUCUGAGCAGCCUCUCUCUCCUCUGUCCUCGUCCCUCUAGACCUCUCUUCUCAUUUGACACAGUGAACCACCAGAUCCUUGUUUCCUACCUUCAGGACCUUGGUGUCUCAGGCUCUGCUCGCUCCCUGCUCUCUUCCUACCUCAACGACCGCCCUUACCGGGUAACUCCGAGAGGAUCUGUGUCUGAACCUUGUUCUCUCACUACUGGGGUCCCUCAAGGUUCCGUCCUGGGUCCCGUCCUCUUCUCUCUGUACACCAACUCUCUCGGCUCUGUCAUUCACUCACAUGGCUUUUCCUACCAUAGCUAUGCUGAUGACACCCACCUAAUCCUUUGUUUUCCCCGAUCUGAUUCACAGGUAAUUAACACAAAAUUAACCUUGACAAGACUGAACUGGGGAAAGACUCGCCCACCCAUGACCUGACUGUUAACUUCGACAACUCCGUGUUAGCCCCCCGUGUUAAAGAUGACGCGGCCUCCAUCUCUAGCCAAAUAGGGGGUGGAGAUAUCGUGGCCUAGGGGAUAGAGCGGGUGUUCUGCAACAAGAGGGUUGCUGGUUCGAAUCCCACUCUUCCCAUCUGCAUGCCUAAGUGUCUUUGGCAAGGUACUGAACCCCUAAAUAGCCCCUCAUAAAUGUUGAGUGUACUAAAAAUGUAAGUUGCUUUGGACAAAAUCGUCAGCUAAAUGACAUGUAAUGUAAUAUAAUAAUGGAUAUCACUCUACCCUGCAACCAGUACUGAAUGAUCCUAAGAUUAGAGGCCAAAUUAUAGACAGUGGAUUCUGGUUGUGUAGU